Molecule: messenger RNA, 777 nt
Organism: Caenorhabditis briggsae
Lineage: Eukaryota; Metazoa; Nematoda; Chromadorea; Rhabditida; Rhabditidae
Exons: 6
Coding region: 1-777 (258 amino acids)
Source: RefSeq, a predicted model, not a curated record
AUGAAUGAGAUUAAUUUGGUAGCUGAGAAAUUCUACGACGUGCUCGACGAGCAGCUCUUAGACAGUGAGAAAUUUCUUGCUAAAAUGGGUGCCCCAACUGAAGAUACCAUUGUUAGUAGAAAACAGUCGGCGAGCGAUCUACAAAGUCGUCUCAAAACGAGAAAGCUGCUCGGUGUGGGAGAGUUGGCAGGAGACAAUGGCGAUGUUUACAAAUCAAAAAUAUCUCAACUUCUCGGAAUCAAUGAAUCACUCUACGUCCGUUUGCCACGAGGAAUGUUCGUAUGGAACACUCUGAACUCUGUCUACUUCCUUCUAAUCGGCGCAAUAUGUCUGUUCCUGCCGCGUUUUGGUCUAUACCUAGACCAUGGAAUCGAAUCAAUUCCAAUCGAAGCAUACGUGAUUGUUCGUUACUAUGGUGUCACGCUGCUGUCCUUUGGAUUGUUGUUCAAAUUCAUCUUGCAACAACGGGAAAAUCGAGCGGACAUCGCACUGCUUUUGUUGGUCACUGCAGUUUUCCAUAUAGUUGUUCUCAUUGUAUCUACUGCUUCCAACGGUACAGUCACUUGGUGGUCCGCGACAAUUCGUCUGAGUCUCAUUCUUGGAAAUUUAUUUUAUCACGCUUUUGUUGACGGCCAAGGAGGACUUCAUCGCCAAUUGAUCCGAGUCAUUGAAGACUCCUCAUACUUCUGCUUAUCGCCGAUCCUUGAAAAGAAAACCACAAUCGGUGUCGUUGAAGACUUGCUCGAAGAUUUUGAAAAAGUCAAAAAGAAUGAAUAA